AGUCUGACUCACCCCCUCCUGCAGGCACCAUGGCCCGGAGCAGGGCACUGCUGUUCCUGUUGCUGUUGCCAUCGCAGCUGCAGCUGGGACUGGUGAGCACGGUGAGGUCUCCGGGGUUUGGCCGAGGUGGUGCCCACAGCCUGAGCCCUGAAGAGAACGAAUUCAUGGAGGAGCCAGUGUUGGUCCUGAGCCCUGAGGAGCCAGGGCCUGGCCCUGCCACCAUCAACUGCCCCCGAGACUGUGCCUGCUCCCAAGAAGGUGUUGUGGACUGUGGUGGCAUUGACCUGCGUGAGUUCCCGGGGGACCUGCCUGAGCACACCAACCAUCUGUCUCUGCAGAACAACCAGUUGGAGAAGAUCUACCCCCAGGAGCUCUCCAGAUUGCAUCGACUGGAAACUCUGAACCUCCAGAACAACCGUCUGACUUCCCGAGGGCUCCCGGAGGAGGCGUUUGAGCAUCUGACCAACCUCAACUACCUGUACUUGGCCAAUAACAAGCUGACGUUGGCACCCCGGUUCCUGCCAAACACCCUGAUCAGCGUGGACUUCGCUGCCAACUAUCUCACCAAGAUUUACGGGCUCACUUUUGGCCAGAAGCCAAACUUGAGGUCCGUGUACCUGCACAACAACAAGCUGGCGGAUGCCGGGCUGCCGGACAACAUGUUCAACGGCUCCAGCAACGUCGAGAUCCUCAUUCUGUCCAGCAACUUCCUGCGCCAUGUGCCCAAGCACCUGCCACCUGCCCUCUAUAAGCUGCACCUCAAGAACAACAAGCUGGAGAAGAUCCCACCAGGUGCCUUCAGUGAGCUGAGCAAUCUGCGUGAACUGUACCUGCAGAACAAUUACCUGACUGACGAGGGUCUGGACAAUGAAACCUUCUGGAAGCUCUCCAGCCUGGAGUACCUCGAUCUGUCCAGCAACAACCUGUCGCGGGUCCCGGCAGGGCUGCCGCGCAGCCUCGUGCUCCUGCACCUGGAGAAGAACGCCAUCCGGAGCGUGGACGCAGACGUGCUGACGCCCAUCCGCAGCCUCGAGUACCUGCUGCUGCACAGCAACCAGCUGCACGCGCGCGGCAUCCACCCGCGGGCCUUCCAGGGCCUUAAGCGGCUGCACACGGUGCACCUGUACAACAACGCUCUAGAGCGCGUGCCCAGCGGCCUGCCCCGGCGCGUGCGCACUCUCAUGAUCCUGCACAACCAGAUCACCGGCAUUGGCCGCGACGACUUCGCCACCACCUACUUCCUGGAGGAGCUCAACCUCAGCUACAACCGCAUCACCAGCCCACAGGUGCACCGAGAUGCCUUCCGCAAGCUGCGCCUGCUGCGCUCGCUGGACCUGUCCGGUAACCGGCUGCACACCUUGCCACCCGGGCUGCCGCGCAACGUGCACGUGCUGAAGGUCAAGCGCAAUGAACUGGCAGCCCUGGCGCGCGGAGCGCUGGCCGGCAUGGCCCAGCUGCGUGAGCUCUACCUCACCGGCAACCGGCUGCGCAGCCGCGCCCUGGGCCCCCGCUCCUGGGCCGACCUUGCCCACCUCCAGCUGCUGGACAUCGCUGGGAAUCAGCUCACAGAGAUCCCUGAGGGGCUCCCUGAGUCACUCGAGUACCUGUACCUGCAGAACAACAAGAUUAGCACUGUGCCUGCCAAUGCCUUCGACUCCACGCCCAACCUCAAAGGCAUCUUUCUCAGGUUUAACAAGCUGGCCGUGGGCUCCGUGGUGGAAAGUGCCUUCCGGAGGCUGAAGCACCUGCAGGUCUUGGACAUAGAAGGCAACUUUGAGUUUGGUGACGUUUCCAAGGACCGGGGCCAGUUGGAGGAAGAGGAUGAGGAAGAUGAGGAGGAUGAGGAUGAGGAGGAUGAGGAAAGGCGAUAGUGACGGGGUGAACCGGAUUUGACAUAGGUGAUUAGGCCUGAGUGAAGGAAGGAUGCUCCCAUGGUGGACCCCACAGCCCCCAGCCCUGCAGCGAGACGGGGAUCCUAGGAUCGGGGCCCUUCUUGGACUCCUCAGAUCAUGGCCAUGCAAGGAGGAUAGGAAGGAGUUCAGGAGCGGGGGCUGGGAAGCAAGUGCCCUCCUGGUUCUCUGAGUGACUUUGGGAAGCCCAUCCCCUCCCCCAGCUUCAGUGUCUUCAUGGGCUCCUCUGUGCAAGACUCUGGAGCUAGAUGUUCUCCCCAAAGCACAUUCAGAACAGGCAGUGUGGCCACGGCUCUUCUGUGUCUCCUGGAGCCUCCUGGAGGCACCCUGGGGACAAGGACAAUGAGGGAGAGAGUCUGGAAAUGUCCUUGGGCACAUCCCCUCCUUAAACAAAGCAAAGGCCCCCCGAUUUACACUCUGCCUCCUGCAUAUGACAGGUCAGACAGGCCUGUCCUCAUUCCAACCUCCAGGGACAGGCUCAUUUGCACUCUGGCUGCCCAGGCAGGUCUGUCCAUACACUGACAGGCCAGCUAGACCUGUCUACACUCCAGCUACAUGGACAAGCCUGUACAUUCUGGCCACCUGGGCAGGUCUGUUCAUACGCUGGCUGCCCUGUCAGGCCAGUCUGACAGCCUGUAUGAGCCCAAUAAAGAAAUGCUGGCUGGGGGGCCUGGGUGGCUCAAUCAGUUGAGCAUCAUCAGACUCUUGAUUUCAGCUCAGGUUAUGAUCUCACGGUUUGUGAGUUCGAGCCCUGUGUUGGGCUGAUGGCAUAGAGCCUGCCUGGGAUUUUCUCUCUCUCUCUCUCUCUCUCUCUCUCUCUCUCUCUCUCUCUCUCUCUCUCUCCCUCUCUUUCUGCCCCUCCCCUGCUCGCAUUUCUUCCCUCCCCCCAACCUCAAAAAUAAGUCAACAUUAAAAAAAAUGCUGGCCAGGGUAUGGUCACCAAGCCCACAAAAUUGAAAAACAAAACACCUUUAUUUAGUUAUCACUGAAUUUGCGAACACAGAAAGGAGUAGAAAAUCUAACACCACUUCAUCACACAGGCUCAUGGAGAGUGCUGACCCCAAGGCUCCAUGGGCAGCUUGACUAAAGCAUCCCAGGCAAGCCUGCCUCCCCAGUCCUGGCUGGCCCACCUGUCCUGUGGGAGACUGGCCCAAAUGUGUCCAAGGGCCCCUGCAGCUCUUCUGAGGCCAUGCUGUCUCCACACGGGCUGAGCUUUGUGAGACACGACUGGUGAGACUGAUGGGAGACGGGACAGGCUGUGGCACGUGGCAGGCAGCGGGCCUUGGCCUAGGGCUGGGCCGUCCUCAGGGAGAGCUGUUUGUCUGAGGCCACGUGUUAUGGGGCAGGGAGGGUGACCGGCCUGGGCAGGGACUCAGCUGGGGCAGAACCAGAACAUCGCUCUAUCUUCAUAAACUGAAGGCAGUGGUGGCUGCUGAGCUCCUGCAGAGGGGCAGAGACCCUUGGCAUCUGGCCCUGCAGGCCCCUGUCCUCCAGGAGAGAGUGGCCAGGGCCUGGAAGACUUGAGUUAGAGUCCUGGCCCUGACGUUACCUGCCCUGAGACCUGGGGCAAGUGUUUUCAGCUCAUGGGGUCUCAACUCUGUGAUCCAGAAAGUGGGACCAUAUAGCCCCUGCUGCCACCCUCAUAGGUUAACACGGUGGAAAUGUCAUAGCUGGGGCCUUGGCUGUGCCAGGUCAUAAUUCUCCAGCUGGGGCUCCCACAUGCAGUCUUUCCCUUUCUGAGACUCUAUUGUCUGGCCUGUGGGGCGAAUCCUGGCCUCUCAAGGGUGGGAGGAGUGUGUGAGCCUGGCUCCUGUCGAGUGCUCGGAAAAGUAGUGAGUUGAGAUCCUGCCCUUGGCCCCUAGACCUGGAGGCCUCCCCUGGCCCCUGCAGCUCUGCAGGCUACACAUUGGUCUCAAGCUCACUGAUCUCAAUGGUGCAGUGGUCCAGAGAGGUGGCAGCUGGUUCGUCGUCCUGCUCCACCUGGACAGGGAUGUGGUGGGGACAGGCAGGGCCCAGGGUCAGCUCUGAGGCCUCCGCCACGCUCUUCACACAGCCAUUCUGCUGGGUUGCCACGAUCUCCUGGAGGCUCACUGGCUUGGUCUCACGGGGCGGCAGUUUCUGGGGAGGGGAAACAGGCCUUGGUAGCAGCAGGAGGGAGUGAGGUUAGACACCAGGGAAGACUGAAAGAGCAAACCACGUGAUUGGUUUUCCUACAGAUGUGCUGUGGGACCUUGAUAUGUCACACACGGCCUCUCUGGGCUCCAGUUCCAAUCUGUCCUGCUUCCUUUUGAGGUUGUUUUAGUGGAGAAGUCCAGUGAGGGAACUGGUGGGUCCCCUGCCCAUCCACCCCAAUGGGAGUGGGACAGCCUGUUACACAUAGUUAUUGCCACGAAGCCCUGUGCAGACGUACAAAUGUUUGCAUUGUUGUCGGCAGGAUAGAGCGCACCCCCACACUAAGGUACAGGCUCCCUGAGGACAGGGUUUAUCUUUCUUUGUUUGCCACUGCUCCUCCCACGAUGACGAGUGCUCAACAGCUAGCUGCGAGAGGAAUCGGUCACCCCGUGUCCAGAUGAGGAGGCAGGGAGGGAUUGGCAGAAAGUUGCCCAGCUGGUGAGAAGACCUGCACCCCCAUCCCAGCUCCACCCUCCCAACGGCCAGGCUGGGAGGGAGGCACUGCUCUCACCUCCACGCCUGUGUCCUGAGCAAAGUCCUUCCGGCAGAUGUGGGCCAUGAUCCCUGCCGCCAGCGCGUCACCCAGCACGUUAAUCAUGGUGCGAAAACGGUCCCUGGUGAGCCAAGGUGGGCAGUGAGUGGUGGGCACUAUUUUUGGUAAGAGGAGCUGGCAGCAGGCAGGGCCCAGCCCAGCAGCACCUGCAGCCGGCAGCCAGGUUGGAGCCUGUGGCAAAGUGCCUUUUCGGUCCUCUCAAGCCUACUGCCCCUGCUCGGGCAAGGCCAAAGCAAGUUGAUGCACGGCUGGAUUCAGGAACAUGUGGACUGUGCCCAUGCUCAAAAGGGCCUGGGCUUGGUCUGAUGCUCUGCUCUCACCCCCUUGAAAUUCUUCAUAUUUUUGAACAAGGGUAGGCACAUUUUCAUUUUUAAAAACUGGCCCCCGCAAAGGCUGGUGUCAGU
Messenger RNA from Acinonyx jubatus (cheetah), 5039 nucleotides. RefSeq names its product podocan (gene PODN). The transcript has 10 exons. Gene Ontology annotation, molecular function: protein binding. The record is from RefSeq and is a predicted model, not a curated record. The coding region runs from base 30 to 1871 and encodes 613 amino acids. Lineage: Eukaryota; Metazoa; Chordata; Mammalia; Carnivora; Felidae.